AUGACCGUCCAUAUCACUUCUCUGACUCUCCUAUUCAUACUACUCUCUUCUCUGGCUUAUGUCUGGUAUCGCGGACGGAUCAGAUCAUCCAAGCUGCCUCCUGGACCACGACCUCUGCCCCUCAUAGGCAACGUGCACCAACUACCCCUCAAAGAUCAGCACAAGACCUUCGCUGAAUGGGGGAGAGAAUAUGGCGAUCUGAUCUAUCUGCGAAUUUUCGCGACGCCGGUGUUGGUCGUACAUUCGCUAUCCGCUGCUCGCGAACUGUUAGAGGGCAAGAAUUCCGUCACUUCAGACAGACCUCAUAUGGUCUUCGUAAGAGAGUUUCUUGGUUAUGACUCAUGUUUCCCGUUCAUCCCUUACGGGGAGGUAUGGCGCCGGCAGCGAAAAUGGGUACACACCGCCCUCGAGACGAAAGAGUCCCUGGCCAGUUACAGUCGAAGUCAACGACGCGCGGUGCAUGCCUUACUCUCUGACCUCUUGAAUGAACCUGAGCGAUACUCGCAACAUCUCAUACGUAGAUACAUGGCCGCGAUGAUGAUGGUCAUUGUUUACGGCCACACUAUGACGUCUAAGGAUGAUGCCUUCGUUAGGACAGCCGAGGAGGCUAUGGGUGGAACUGCGAAGCUGGGGGACAUUGCGUCUUCCCUGGUUGAUUUCCUACCCAUCCUAAGGCAUCUGCCAUCCUGGAUCCCGGGGAUGGGGUUCAAAAGGAAGAUCCCGCAGGUUCGUCAGCUUGUUCAAAAGACUAUGGAUGAGCCAUUCGAAAUGGCCAGGAAAGCAAUGAUAGAUGGUCAUGAUCAAUCAUAUUUCGUUGCGAAGAUAAUCUCUUCGCAGUCUGAAGGUAGAUUACUACAACCAGAUCAACUAUUGUUGAAGUACGCUGCCGGCGCUCUUUAUAUUGCCGCGGUGGACACAACUGCGACGACGCUCUCCACAUUUCUUCUUGCUAUGGUGCUUCAUCCAGAGGUCUUGCGGAAGGCGCAAGCAGAGAUUGACCGUGUUGUGGGAGGCACACGACUGCCAAACGUCGAGGACAGAGCAUCCUUGCCAUAUGUAGACUGCAUCAUUAAGGAGGUGUAUCGGUGCGCCUUUCCUUUUCUAGGUAUACCGCAUGCAAUGUCGAGGGACGAGGUGCUUCGCGGGCACAAUAUUGCGCGUGGUACCGUCAUCGUGGCAAACCUGUGGGCAAUGACGCAAGACUCAACGCUGUAUCCAGAACCGGAGACAUUCCGCCCUGAGCGCUUUCAGGAAAUGGACAGUCAUACAGCGGAGCAAGCUGACCCACGUAAAUUCAUUUUUGGCUUUGGCCGACGUAUCUGCCCGGGCCGGCAUUUCGCGGAUAUGAACAUAUGGCUUACUAUAUCCAGCAUCAUUGCGGCCUUCGACAUAUCCAAGGCUCGUGACGCCGAAGGCAAUGAAAUAAUGCCGCAGAUGUCUUUUACAUCUGGACUUGUCAGUUUCCCAGACCCAUUCGAGUGUGAUAUACGACCACGCACUGCGAGGACCCGUCAUUUGAUUUCUCAACUCAGUGAGAAUCCAGCUUGAUGAAGGCCCGGACGAGGACCGGACGUCUUGACUGUCUCAUCUAGCUGUCUAUUGCCAACUACGUGAACGGAUCACGAGUCACGAGAUUAUUUGAACAAUGCCAGGAAGACGCGCAUUUUCCUGUAUCCACACGCUACCUGCUAUUAUUAACCUCGUUCACGUUC
Messenger RNA from Postia placenta MAD-698-R-SB12, 1712 nucleotides. RefSeq lists its product as hypothetical. The transcript is spliced from 13 exons. Gene Ontology annotation, molecular function: monooxygenase activity; heme binding; oxidoreductase activity, acting on paired donors, with incorporation or reduction of molecular oxygen. The coding region runs from base 1 to 1548 and encodes 515 amino acids. Lineage: Eukaryota; Fungi; Basidiomycota; Agaricomycetes; Polyporales; Adustoporiaceae. The record is from RefSeq and is a predicted model, not a curated record.